AUGCCGCGCCUCCCAGACGAAUCCGACGAGGAGCACGACCUUCUCGACGAGGGCCGCCGCCGAGCCCGCCGCAUCCUCCAUGGCUUCAUCGACUUCGCGUUCCAGGGCAACGUGCUCGAGAUCGCCUUCGGUCUGAUCAUCGCGUCCAUGUUCACCGCCCUCAUCACCAGCCUAGUCAGCGACAUCAUGCUGCCGCCUCUGUCGGUGCUGCUGCCGCUCAACAAGAACCUCGAGGAGAAGUUUGCCGUGCUGCAGGCCGGCCCGCACCGCCCGGCCGAGGGCGGCUACAACACGCUCAAGCAGGCCCAGGAUGACGGCGCUGUUGUCAUGGCUUAUGGCUUCUUCCUGAACCGGCUGCUCAACUUCAUGGGCGUCGGGUGCUCGCUGUACGGCCUGGCCGCGCUGUACCAGUACUUUUCACAGGACCCCAUCAUCAAGCACACGGGUUGUGGCUGA
This is a messenger RNA of Chaetomium globosum CBS 148.51, 456 nucleotides long. RefSeq lists its product as uncharacterized. Gene Ontology annotation, biological process: monoatomic ion transport; intracellular water homeostasis. Gene Ontology annotation, molecular function: mechanosensitive monoatomic ion channel activity. Bases 1 to 456 code for a protein of 151 amino acids. Lineage: Eukaryota; Fungi; Ascomycota; Sordariomycetes; Sordariales; Chaetomiaceae. The record is from RefSeq and is a predicted model, not a curated record. The transcript is spliced from 4 exons.